Molecule: messenger RNA, 1974 nt
Organism: Myodes glareolus (Bank vole)
Lineage: Eukaryota; Metazoa; Chordata; Mammalia; Rodentia; Cricetidae
Source: RefSeq, a predicted model, not a curated record
AGCUCUUGUAGACCAGGCUGGCCUCGAACUCACAUCUUCCUACCUCUGCCUCCCGGAGUGCUGGGAUUAAAAGCACAUACCACCACUGCCUGGCUCAGUCUGCUUGCUUAUAGCUCUUGGGAUCAACAGCCCAGAGGCAGCGCUGCCUGUAGUGAGCUGCGUCCUUCCACAUUGGUCAUCAAUCAAGAAAAUGCACCACAAGCUUGCCCACAGGUAACAGUGGCAUGGCUGUGUCCCAGACUUUCCUGCCCGGGCCUACCCAUGAACCUGCAGGUGCUUUGAUGGAGCCUCUGCCUUGCUCUCAGAGCUUGGCUGAGGGCUUCUUGGAGGAGGAGCUUCGGCUCAAUGCCGAACUUCACCAGCUGCAGUUUCCAGAGCCCGUGGGUGUCAUUUACAACCCAGUGGAUUAUGCUUGGGAGCCGCACCGCAACUACGUGACCCGCUACUGCCAAUGUCCCAAGGAAGUGCUCUUCCUGGGCAUGAACCCAGGACCGUUUGGCAUGGCCCAGACUGGGGUAAAGGCCUGGCUUCCUCUGGUACCUUUUGGGGAAGUGAAUGUGGUCCGGGACUGGCUGGGCAUUGGGGGCUCUGUGCUGACCCCUCCCCAAGAGCACCCUAAGAGACCAGUGUUGGGACUGGAGUGCACCCAGUCAGAGGUGAGCGGAGCCCGAUUCUGGGGCCUCUUCCGGGCCCUCUGUGGACAGCCCCAAGUCUUCUUCCGGCAUUGCUUUGUCCACAAUCUGUGUCCUCUGCUCUUCUUGGCUCCCAGUGGACGAAACCUCACCCCAGCUGAUCUGCCGGCUAAACAGCGGGAGCAGCUACUGGCGAUCUGCGAAGCCGCCCUGCGCCGGCAGGUGCAGCGGCUAGGGGUGCGGCUGGUAGUGGGAGUGGGGCGACUGGCAGAGCAGCGGGCACGAAGAGCUCUAGCUGGGCUCGCUCCAGAGGUGCAGGUGGAGGGGCUCCUGCAUCCCUCUCCGCGAAGCCCACAGGCUAACAAGGGCUGGGAGGCAGCAGCCAGGGAAAGACUCCAAGAAUUGGGGCUCCUGCCUCUGCUAAGGAACGAGUGCACGACCAGGCCUAGCACACCUUAGAGAUCACCUGAUUACAUGCAGGCUUUGCUGGGCUCCCUGUUGGAGGAAACGUUUUCAGCACUCUGGGCUUUUGUCUAAUGCCAGGCAGACCCUGAUCGCAGGGUGGGCAGCUCUUGUUCUGUACAGUGUCCACAGAGGGUGGGCCUUUGCACUCACCUGCCACAUCAUUUCCUCGGGGACCUCUGUGUGCAGAGGGUCCUAGAUAGGGAUGUCUGAGGUCAUAUUUGAAGUUUUGGAGGAAAGAUAAUUUUAAUUUUAAUCUUUCCUGUUUUGUUUUUAUUGGCAUUGUUUUUGGCACUGCCUCAUAUACACUAGGAAAGCUCAUACUGUUCUACCUCAGACUUUUUGACACUAAUUGUACAUACUAGUGGGGUUCAGAGUGAUGUUUCCACACAUGCAUUAAGUGUGUACUGAUCGAGUCUGACCUCUCUUAAUCUGUCCUCUCCACAGCUCCCCCUCCCCAACCAGAGGGCAAUCUUUCUGGGAUCCCUGCUCAUCCUUACAGAACACUUUCCUCUAGCUGGCUGCUCUCCUUUCCUCCCAGGGACCAGGACAGACAUCAUGUUGAGAAUGAGCUUCUGAGCCAGGUGUCCUGGCAUACCCUUGUAAUUCCAGCACUCAGAGACAGGAGGGUCAGGUUAGGCUCUAUCUCAGAAACAAACAAACAAACAAACAAAUAAUAAAAAGUGAAUUUCUUCAGGGAGACCGAGGUUGGAUCCGAGGGACACUUAUAUGUUGCAGACUAGGAAAGAUCUAGAUCUUCAUUCCCCUUCCCCCGUGAGGCCUGUGAACUUUUUUUUUUUUAAACCUCUCUCAGUUGGGCAGUGGUGGCACACACCUUUAAACCCAGCACUUGGAAGACAGAGGCAGGCGGAUCUCUGAG